Messenger RNA from Zophobas morio, 1497 nucleotides. Its product is annotated as TLC domain-containing protein 3A. The transcript is spliced from 5 exons. Lineage: Eukaryota; Metazoa; Arthropoda; Insecta; Coleoptera; Tenebrionidae. Bases 153 to 1142 code for a protein of 329 amino acids. Gene Ontology annotation, biological process: lipid homeostasis. Gene Ontology annotation, cellular component: endoplasmic reticulum; membrane. The record is from RefSeq and is a predicted model, not a curated record.
UCUGUUGACAAGCAAUAAAAUGUAAAGUAUUCACAACUAACCUCAAAAAACUGUUAAAUGGUUAGCGAUAAAAUCAAAGAAAAACACCGCCAUGUGAAACACCGCUCAAAAUAAUCGAAUCAAACGCGAAGCUGUCGCCACCCAAACCAAAAAUGAAAUCCAAGGUCCAAUUAAUCUCUCAAAUCAAAAAAGAGCACAAAAAGACACACAUGCAUAUACCGAUGAUCUUCAUCGUAGUUUCGACUUUGGUGUUAUCUGUGCUGUCGCUCGCCGAUCUGGAAUGGGAAGAUAAGAUUUCGAUCAACAGGGGGUUCUCUCUUUUUUGUUAUGGACUUGUGUUUUUCACCGUGCUGUACCAUACCCUCAACAACUUGCUACUGCGGACCUCUUCUGGACAGAGGUUCAUCAAAACGUACAAGCUUUCGGUUGGGGACGUCUAUGACAUCAGCAACAAGAUCGUCUCGGCCAUCCAGGCCCUUUUUUGUUGCCUCACGGGGCUCACCUGUUGCACCUAUUCGUGCUUCAGGAACAUUCUGCGCACUUCCCACUACAUCUCGGAAGCUUACGCCUGGUUUGGAGCGGCGUAUUUCCUCUACGACAUCUGGUCCAUGUACAAGGUGCACAGUAUGAAGAUCCUCCAAGCCACCGUAAACGGAGACGCGAAAAAAUCGGGAGUCAAGUUUUUGAAUUACCUGAAGACGCACGCGGUGAUCGUGGGGCACCACAUCUUCAUCGGGGCUUUCGGAUUUUUAGUCAUAACGUAUUUGAGAGGCGGUCUCGGGGAUUGCUUUUUCGGAUUUGUGUACCUGAUGGAGGCCAGCACUCCGUUCGUUUCGUUGCGGGGCAUCUUGUCGAAGAUAGGACUGAAAUCGUCGAACUUGUACGUCGUCAAUGGACUCGUGAUGUUGGCGGUGUUUUUUAUAUGUAGGGUAGCUAUGUUCCCUGGUGUGAUAUAUUUGUACAGCCAAAGCGUCGACUUGGAUUACUUUUCUGCGAUCCAGUCGUUACCGCGGGGGUGCAAAAUCAGCAUCCUCAUCCUCCUCCUACCCCAGAUUUACUGGUUUUUUCUGAUGGUGAAGGGAGCGUCCCAAGUAUUAAAACGCAAAGUGACCAAAAAGAAGACUUCAAAGAACGUACAUUGAUAGUUUCGAGCACAGAGACUUCAAUAUAACCUGCCAAAACAGAGCUUACCGCCUAUUCGUGACCAGAACGAAUUAACUGUGGAAAACGAGCUAUUUUUCGAAAAGUUGUUUAACAUUGUCACGUCAAUGUCGUUAUUAACUGUGAUUGUUGAGUUUUCUUUAGUUCGAUUUAUUUAUUUGAAUGGGUUCCUGAGUGUACAGAUUUGUAAUUUAUUUUAUCGAGUAUUAAGAGUAUCGCACUUACUUUUGUGCCGAGCACAAAUUUGUUGAAGCAUUUUUGUAACUUAUUGGAUGACUGUUUUGUAAAUUGAAUGUAAAAUAUAUGUAUGAGGAAAUAAAUAAAACACGUAUUUUA